CUAAUGCUUUAGUGGUGACAUCUGAGCGCGAACCUCCCCAACUUGGUAUGGUCAAAAUCCCCAGCGUUGACCAUAACUCUGUGAGCGUUGACCAAGAGUUGACUCAAGCUAAUGGAAUUUCACAUGAAGUUGACCACCCUCAACCUGAUAUUCUUGGAGAUCUUUUAAGCCCACUGGCUAUUGAAGCACCUCCUCCUCCUGUAAGUGAAGAUGAUGCAUUAGCUCUUGCACCUGUUGAAGAGCAAGAUAAUAUUGUAAAGCCAAUAGGAGACACUGCAGAAAGAUUUCAUGCCCUGUGUCUUAAAGAUAGUGGAGUUCUAUAUGAAGAUCCUUAUGUUCAGAUUGGUAUCAAAGCAGACUGGCGAGGUCAUCAAGGUCGCCUAGUCAUCUUUUUGGGGAACAAAACAACUUCUUCACUCACUUCAGUUCAAGCAGUGGUUCUGCCUUCAUCUUAUUUAAAACUGGAACUCUCAUCAGCAAAGAACAAGCUUCAAACCAUGCAAACCAUGGUGUUUGUCGUCCACACACAGCCUUCUCUAACAGCCCAUCUUUUUUCCAGGGCAAAAGAGUUGGGCAUGAUGGGUGAAGGAUACAUGUGGAUCAUAACAAUUAAGACUACCAACUUGUUGAAUUCCAUGGAUGCUGAAGCAAUCAAAUCGAUGCAGGGGGCUGUGGGUUUCAGAUCGUAUUUUCCAACAUCAAGAAAGCUUCACAACUUUGCUUCAAAAUGGAGGGAGGAACAUUAUGCAAUUAAUAAAAGAAACCAUUUCAAGAAAGUCAAUUAUAGACUUCAUUCAAGUAAGAAUGAAUCAAGAAGAGCCCUUGAAUGA
Lactuca sativa (garden lettuce) is the source of this 830-nucleotide messenger RNA. RefSeq names its product AP-2 complex subunit alpha-1. NCBI's taxonomy places the organism in Eukaryota, Viridiplantae, Streptophyta, Magnoliopsida, Asterales, Asteraceae. The record is from RefSeq and is a predicted model, not a curated record. Gene Ontology annotation, biological process: intracellular protein transport; vesicle-mediated transport.